Messenger RNA from Scomber japonicus (chub mackerel), 942 nucleotides. Its product is annotated as olfactory receptor 52B2-like. The record is from RefSeq and is a predicted model, not a curated record. The transcript has a single exon. Bases 1 to 942 code for a protein of 313 amino acids. Gene Ontology annotation, molecular function: G protein-coupled receptor activity; olfactory receptor activity. NCBI's taxonomy places the organism in Eukaryota, Metazoa, Chordata, Actinopteri, Scombriformes, Scombridae. Gene Ontology annotation, cellular component: membrane. Gene Ontology annotation, biological process: G protein-coupled receptor signaling pathway.
AUGCCUACAAAUGCAUCUUCCAGAAAAUUACUAACACUGGAAACACUGGGCAUAUCUGCUGCAAAUAUUUACCCAGCAUUUGUAUUUGGAACAAUUAUUUAUCUAAUUAUUGUCUUUUGCAACUUGUUGGUAUUAAUAACUAUUGCUAUGAGCAAAACACUACAUAAGCCUAUGUUUAUCCUGCUGUUCAACUUGCCCAUUAGUGACAUGCUGGGUGCUACAGCUUUUUUUCCUCACCUCAUAUUCAGCAUUGUGACACAGAGCAGAUCGAUUUCCCAUCCUGCAUGUAUUACUCAGGCUUUUCUGGUUCAUGUUUACGGUACAGGAAACUUGCUGAUUUUGAGUGCUAUGGCAUAUGACAGAUAUAUUGCUAUAUGUCAUCCUUUGAGGUAUAAUACCAUAAUGACUCCACAUACUUUAAUUAAAAUGAUUUUUGUAAUGUGGUUCAUAAAUUUAUCAAUUAUGUCUGUAUUGUUCAUGCUGCAUGCACGGUUUAAAAUUUGUAGGACAAAUAUAGUGGAUUUGUAUUGUAACAAUCCAUCAUUACUAAAACUGGCCUGUGAGGAUAUCAGUGUGAACAAUUACUAUGGAUUCGCUACUAUAGUCUUUGUCCUAGGUGUCCCACUGUUAAUAAUAAUGUACACAUAUGCACAGAUUUUGCGUACAUGUGUUAUGACUAAUCAGCCUGAUGCUCGCAGAAAAGCCAUUCAGACAUGUGGCAGUCAUUUAGUUGUUUUCUUAAUGUUAGAAAUCAAUACUGUGUUUACACUUAUUGCUCACCGAAUUGAGAGUGCGUCCCCAAACAGUAGACGGCUUCUUGGUGCGUCAGUUUUAAUAUUUCCCCCUUUUUUGGACCCGAUUAUAUAUGGACUGAAAAUCGCAGAACUGAAGCAAAGCAUAACACUGCUCUUAAGAAGAAAUCUUUGUUCAAUCAAGUUGUAA